Messenger RNA from Aspergillus alliaceus, 1900 nucleotides. Its product is annotated as ankyrin repeat domain-containing protein. NCBI's taxonomy places the organism in Eukaryota, Fungi, Ascomycota, Eurotiomycetes, Eurotiales, Aspergillaceae. The transcript is spliced from 5 exons. Gene Ontology annotation, cellular component: nucleus; cytoplasm. Gene Ontology annotation, molecular function: protein binding. The record is from RefSeq and is a predicted model, not a curated record. Bases 1 to 1866 code for a protein of 621 amino acids.
AUGGCGAAAAGAACAAGGCAGGCUUCAGAUGUCCAGGAAGACAAGACGAAAAUCCGCCUUGACGUGGAGGCUAUCUCUGCAGCCACAUUGCAGUCAUCGCACGAGCAGACCAUCUUCAAGGAAAGCUUUACGACUGGAAUGGCUGCCGUUAAUGAGCGCAUAGCCGGGUCCCAAGCUAGCCAGUUCAAGCAGAUAGGGUCAUUGUACAACGCCCCUCCUACUCGGACUCACGCGAAUAUGACACGCUCUGAAGGGAUGGGCGUUCGUGGCACACCAUUCGUCGUAGCUUGUCGGUCGGGUUGCCCAUACGCAUGUCAUUUACAGCAGAAAUCAACCAGCUCUGCGCUCCUAAGCCGUGUCCUUGGGCGUCUCUUUGUUGGAUACUCAGGGCUGCCAUUCUUCAGCCCCAAAUGCGACUUCCAGGCAUGGAAAAAGUCGCGCGCGAGUCAAGUCUGUAUAGAAUAUUGGUUUCCUUUGGGAUUCUUGUCAUCAUCGAUCGUGAGGGUGCAAGUGGGAUGUCAGCCCAACAUAGGAACCCUGCUACAGCUUAAUACACUUAGGAGGGUGCCAGACACAGCACAAUGUGUCAGCUAUGCCUUGCACGGUGACAUCGAGGGGCUGAAGUAUCUUUUCGAGAAUGGCUUGGCUUCUCCCCGUGAUGUAAGCGCUACUCGAGGCUAUUCGGUUCUUCGAUGGGCCCUUUAUGGAAAACAGUAUGAGACAUGCAACGGCAACAACCCUAGGAACAAAGCAUGCUAUUUCCUUCUCGAAGGUGGAUUUUCCGAUACUGCAGUAGAUGCUCUUCGCGCAAUAACGAAGAAUGGUUAUCUGGAAGAUUUCAUAGAUGAGGCAGGAUUCACAAAGACACACAAAAUCGUUCUGGGUCUAUCUUUAUCGAGCCUGGAAGAUGAGAUCAUUCUAAAUUCUGAUGAUAUAAAAGCGAGAGAUGCAAUGGGACAUACACCUCUGGCUUGGGCAGCUGCACAAGGAGAUCACCGAGCCGUUGUCACAUUGCUAGGCCACAGUGCUUAUCCAAAUAUUAUGGAUGUUCAAUUGUCCGGUCCCUUAUCGAAUGCUGCAUCUCAAGGCCGCACUGUUGUCGUUCGUUUGCUAUUGGAAGCCGGAGCGCACACCUACUUCCCCUAUCCAAAUGAGGAGAGGAAGGGUAGUCCUUUGAAUUGCGCAGCUCGCAAUGCCACAGAUGUUUUGCUAUUGAAAACUCUCCUUGACUUCGGAGCGGACGUGGAUGCUAGUGUAACAGAUGGAAGAGCCUCGCUUAUCCACGCAGCUCGGACUGAUAACGCUAGUUUUGCUAUGUUAUUAAUGGAAUACGGAGCGGAUAUCAAUGCUAUUUCGGCUGACGGGUCAACCUCCUUGACUACUGCAAUCGCCUAUAAUAAUCACAAUGUGUUACGACUAAUCCUUGAUCGGUGGCAUGAAUACUCUACUUGUCCGCGCCUUAAGGGACCCCAUCUUCUCCAGAUAGCAGCACUAUAUGCUGGUAUCGAGACGAUUCUUAUUUUAGAGGCGACAGAUCAUUUCAGAAAGAAUGCCCGGCAAUAUACACUUGGGAGCUCUGGGAAUAAUCUACGGCAGCGCCUUGAUUUGACCGAUGAUCUCGCUAUGGCCUUUGACGAUCUAUUGGGUGUAAUAAACUACGUGCCAAGCCAAGAGCAGAGGUCAGAUGGCCCUCUUAAGCCUGGGAUCCUCUCUUGCUUCCCUUCGCAUAAUGUCGACUUCGGAGGGGUAGACCAUGAUCCCAACAGCGCUUGCAGUUCCAACGAAAGUUUUUGCGAUGUAUUUGAGCGCCUUCCCCUUUCCGCAGAGGAUGAUGCAAUCUUGGAGAAGCAUCAUCUUGUUCGUUAACGCCUCAAGCUAGCGGCCUCUUGCAGGAAGCUAC